Molecule: messenger RNA, 1089 nt
Organism: Metarhizium album ARSEF 1941
Lineage: Eukaryota; Fungi; Ascomycota; Sordariomycetes; Hypocreales; Clavicipitaceae
Exons: 2
Coding region: 1-1089 (362 amino acids)
Source: RefSeq, a predicted model, not a curated record
AUGGGCGACCGGUUGAAUAGCUCCGGCGUUGGCUCGAGACCACGCACAAGACAGAGAGUAUACAAGCCUCCGCCGCCGUUGGAGGUGCCGGAUAUUGAAGACGACGCGGCGGAGAGAAAACGGAUACUAAAUGUGCUGGCGCAGCGGAGAUACCGAGAAAAGAAGAGACAGAAGCGUAUGAGGGGCAACAGCAACGGCUCAAAAAGCACAUCGCAAGAACCCGAAGAUGAUUACUCCCAGUUGGUCGAAGAAGUGCCCGCCGACGGGGGCGUUGCUCAUAGUUCCGGCUCUAUCUUCGGCGCCGACAUGUGCUUCACCAACUGGGACAUGAUGGUCGACCCGAUCCUCCCGUCAACGAUGCCUGAUGUGACUGGCGCGUAUGCCGACUUCCUCACGGCCGCGGCCAUGGCUGUUGAUGAUGGGUUAAAACCUGUUGGGCGCAGCGAUGGCAUUCCCACCGCAGCCUUCCCGUCCAGCUCAGUGCCCUCGUCCAUCACCAUGUCCAAUGGAAUGUUUGGCUCACCGCCGUCCUUGCAUAGCUCACCAAACUCAUCGUCCGAUGUCAGUUUCCCCGACAGCUGCCUUUUGCCCUGCCGUGAGCUGACUCUUUUGCGUGCGAUGCUGCGUAUAGCGGAUGGCCUUGGAUGCAAGGGCUCAAUUUGGAACCUGGAUGCUCUGUCGCCCUUUGAUCAGGGAAUCGCGAAACCGCCAGAUCAACUUCCCUUGCCAUGGCGUCCAACUGCCUCACAGGUUCUAAUCCUGCGUCACCGGCUCCUCGACUUCCUUCCCUUGGCCCUGUGUCGGGAUAGGAUGAUCGGCAUUUUCCCGCUCCCCGACGACGUCCGCCCGCCCGCGGCUUCUGGUCCGCUUGCGCUCGUCGACUUCGCCUACGACUUUGAGGACAACUCCGAGGGUGUGCGUAUCUACGGUUCCGACCCUUACGACUCCGGCUGCUGGGAGGCCAGCCAGGUCCUGUUUCAGCACUGGUGGUUUCUGUUCGACCGGGACAUUGUUGACGACAGUAAUCGGUGGAGGAGGUUGCGAGGAGCGCCCCCACUGGCUUUGACGGCUCCUGGGGUAGACUUUUAA